UAAAUCUUCAUCAUCUUAUGAAAUAUCAAAAAGUUUCAAGGUAACAGCUGCAACUGUAGAUUUAAAUGUGAGACCCUAAUUAAUUGACUAAUUACUGAAAGUAUGGGUUUGCAGCAAUUUUAUCAAAGUAUGAUGAUCGGAUGAUGAGAAAUGCUUUUGCCCCUGAGGCAUACAUUUUUAGAGAAGGUGCUAUUCUUGGAGAUGUUCCUGUUACAACAAUAGCUUCUGUGAACAAGUACAAUGAGUAUUUUUAUGAUGAAUUUAUUGAGAAUGUGGACAAGUAUCGGUACAACAGGAUACUUAGUGUGGGUGCCUAUCCCUCUCCAUAUUACCUCUUUUAUACAAUACGAGAGGAGUUGAAGAAUCAUUUUCAGUUCCAUGAAGAUAUCCAGGCAGCUGCUUUUGAUGCAAUCGAAAAGUCUUCUAAGAUAAUCAGGGAGAAGUAUGCUGGAAAAAAACUUGUUAAAGUUGCCAUUCAUGCCAGAAGAGGAGACUAUUUAAGACAUCAGGUGGUAAU
Eurytemora carolleeae is the source of this 517-nucleotide messenger RNA. RefSeq lists its product as uncharacterized. Lineage: Eukaryota; Metazoa; Arthropoda; Copepoda; Calanoida; Temoridae. The record is from RefSeq and is a predicted model, not a curated record. The annotation marks the transcript as partial. The transcript is spliced from 5 exons.